Messenger RNA from Paramecium tetraurelia, 2802 nucleotides. RefSeq lists its product as uncharacterized. The record is from RefSeq and is a predicted model, not a curated record. Lineage: Eukaryota; Ciliophora; Oligohymenophorea; Peniculida; Parameciidae. The transcript has 4 exons.
AUGCUUGUUGUGCUGGGGUUGGAGCGUGGAGUAGAUAUGUUCCCCUUACUAAUCUAAUAUAAAUUGGAACAAUUGGUAUACUUGAUAGUAGUUGUUUUCAUAUGUUUAGAAUAUAGGAUAAGACAAGCAAUGAAUUACAUUUUAUUUAUUAUGAAUGUAUUGAUCAUGAGAAUAAAACAAUCAAGAAAUAUUUUCUAUUUUUUGAUAGGGAAGUUGGAAGUAUUAAAGAAGAGAAUCUAAUAGAUAAUACCUAAUUAUGAAUUUGUUUGGUAUUUUAAAGGGUUCUUAUACAAAUCCUGCAAAAUCACCAAAUCAUAUUAUAUUUAUUAGAUGGAAUGGAGUAAAUAUAUUAAAAAACAAUAUCAUUAAAGUUUCCAAUUGAAAAAUAAAACUAUAACCUAAUAGUUGGAGGUGAUUUCAUUGUACCCCAAAAUAUUCCCCUUCAACUUUUUGAAAGAGAUAUCUUUUCCUAUUUUCCAGGAGAAAUUAUGUAUAUUUAGAAUUGUUUUCCACAAACCAUUAAUUAUUUUAUUUACAUCAUCCAUAUUAACUAUUACAUUUAUUGUGAGUGUGAAUAAAGUUUAACAACCAGCAUAGCAGAUUAUUUAUGAGUUUGUUUCUCAACAAUCUAAUUGUUAAGAAUUUUUAUUUUCUGGUUGGAUAAAAAUUUAAGAAAUUUAUUCAUCCGAUGAUGAAUUCGAUUUUUAAUUUAUGAGACUAUCUGGUAACUUUUAACAUUAAAAAUUAAUUGGACAAAAUUUGUGUGCAUUUUAACUAUUUUACAAGAUCUCAUCAAGUUAGAAUCAAAUUAUUAUAACAACUUAUAGCUAUACUUUCCCAGCUGUAGAUAUAGACUUUUCAAGCAAUCCUUUCUUAAAGUCUGAAGUAAUUGAUGUAGGCUCUGAUAUUAAAUUAUGGCAUUACCUAUUCGUAAAGAAACUAGAAAAUUCAAUUUUGGUUUCUAUUACUUUUUACAAAGGUUUUGAUAAAGAAGAAUUUAAUAUAAAAUUAGAUGUGUUACAGUUUAAUAAAGUGUAAUUUAAGUUAUCAUAUGGUAAUUUGUUAUAAUCUUCAUCUAAUUACCUAACAAUCUCAAUUGUAGGAUUCCAAUUUUUUAAUUGUCUAGGUUAUGAAGAACCAUCUGCAAGUUGCCACCCAACUUGCCAAGAAUGUGAUGGUCCAACAAAAGAUGAUUGCCUAACAUGUUUUUAGGAAUCAAAUCGAAGUUAUUUACCAGAUUAUAAGUAAUGUAUCUGUGAAUAUGGAACAAUUGAUAUGGAUAAUCAAUGUGUUAGUUAUGAAUUCUUAAACCUUAGAUUAAAUCAAGAAAAAUUAUUGAAAGAAGAAUGCAAAUAUGGUUUUUUCGAAUUUGAAGGGGAUUGUUAAUAAUGCCCUUCAAUAAUAAAUAAAAAUGUUAUAACCUGUUUGGAAUGUGUUUAGAAUCCUAAAAAAUGGGCUCAAACUCUUAUUUGUCAAACAACUUUAUAUACGGAUUAAGAAGGAAAUGUAUCAUAAUAGUUGUAGGACGACAAAAAGUACUAUACCUUUGUGGGCAACGAUUUAUAAUACUGUCCUGAUUGCAAAAUAAUAGUGACUCCAUCAUAUGAUUUAAUCGAAAAACUAGAUUAAUUUAAAGAUUUUUGUCUAACUUCUCAAUCAAUAAAUGAAAAUUGCUACUCAUGUGGAUUAAAAUGUAAAUCAUGUUAAAUCUUACAAACUAAUUUAAUUUGCUUAACCGAUGAAAUCAUACCGUUUCCUUAAUAUUAAUCUUGUGAACCUCCAAAUUACUAUAAUUUCCAAUAAAAUUGUGUAGCUUGUAAAAUAAAACAUUGUUUAUAUUGUUUCAAUUAUUUUGCAAGCGAUCCAACAAAAACUACUCUGGGCGCUUUAGAUGUUUAUUCUUUUAAUGAUGAAAAAAUUAAAGAUGGAAGUUACUCCCUGAUUGAUGAAGAAACUAUCGAAGGUUGUGCUUAAUGUGCUGAUAAAUACAUCUAUGAUUUCACAAUUAAGGAGUGUAUUGUUAAGAAGCCGUCCUAAUAAAAUUGCCUCCGAUCCUAUAUCAAUUUUUAAAAGGAAGAAAUUUGCACUCUUUCUGCCAAUGACGAUUUUACUAUUGCUCUGGAAAUCUAAAAUUGUGAAUCCCAUAUUCUUAAUUGUAAGUAAUGUAUCAAAACUCCAUAAUCUACUCUUAAAUGCUUACUUUGCGAGGAUUAUAAGAUGCUUUCUACCUUAACAGGAGUUUGCAGUGCUUGUGAAAAGAGUUUCUCCAAAUAAUGUUUAUUAGAGAACGGUUUAGAUCCUUGGAAAUGGAUAGUUCAAGGAUUUACUAAUUAAUUUUUACCUACUAAACCUAUUUUUUCUAAGUUUAUAAUGAUACCGAAUACUUUAAUCAUUGAAUGCAUACCUGGUUAUAAAAAGAUAAAAAAUGAAUGUUUUGUGCCUUGUGAUUAAACGUGUUCUGAAUGCAAAGAGACAGAUAAUGGUUUUUAAUGUUCUAAGUGCAAAUAAAAUUAUUAUUAAGACCCCAUAAGAAAUUAUUCCGAUGGAAAUUGUUUUCAAUGUUCCUCAUUAUGCCAAGUUUGUGAAAUUAGACCGAAUGAAGAAAUAAAUCAAAUAAAUCCAUAUUUUAUCACAACCCCAGAAAAUACGAUUUACACUUACAAAUGUCUUUAAUAAGUUCCUUAAGAACAAAUUCAAAUUGAUCCAAAUUUUCAAAUUGCAUAAUAUUGUUAUUAAAACAAUUGCGACAACAAUUUAGAAAUAUUUCAUGUAAACUAUUAUUUAAUUUAGGAUACAUACUGA